This is a messenger RNA of Aedes aegypti (yellow fever mosquito), 778 nucleotides long. RefSeq lists its product as uncharacterized. The record is from RefSeq and is a predicted model, not a curated record. Bases 51 to 674 code for a protein of 207 amino acids. NCBI's taxonomy places the organism in Eukaryota, Metazoa, Arthropoda, Insecta, Diptera, Culicidae. The transcript has 3 exons.
UUACGCAUCACGGUUCACCUUCCAGUUAGUUUUCACCAUUGAAUUGAAUCAUGUUUGAACGACCUGUGUUCGGUGGGAUUGUGUGCUUUGUGGCUUUGAAUGUCGCUUUGACGAUAGCAACCGAUGUAACCACUGCAGCACCAAGCGUUACGGUUGUGAGUCCUUCAGCCGCUUCUCCUCCGAAGAAUGGAUUAUGCUCCAAACCACCCAGUGGUGUUAGCUUGAUUAAUUGUUGCAAUUUACCGACACCCUUUCCCGAGGAUCUUCUCAGCACGUGUCAGAAAGCACAAACCACUUGGCUGAAGGAUAAAACGAGUGCUACCUGUGGAUCGCGAUGUCUUCUGGGCCGGGUGAUGAACAUUUCCGAGGCAAUUCAGCGAUUUAUGCUCAAUGCAUCGGACACGUGGCUUGAUCAAAUGCAGCAACUGCCAACGUACUUCAAUGUGCUAACGAAAUGCGUGCCAACCGAAGCGUGGGAUAAAUUCACGACAAAGUUACUCGGAGAGGGGGCUGCCUUUACUGAAGCCAUCUGUGAGCUGGAUCUGCUAGGGGCGGCCGAAUGUUUUAGUAAGGAAAUAUUUCUGAACUGUCCUGGUUUCGUGAAAAAUACGCAAUGCCAGAGCGUGAAGGACUUCUUGACUACGCCCUGUCGUUAUAGCGAUUUACACGUUUAGAGUAAGAUGAUUACACCAGGGGAUAUGAAUCAAAUACCAAAUGUGUAGUGUAGAAUACCACCAGUAAGAAUAAAUUGGAUCAUUUGAUUCGCUUUAUAGUGAAA